GCUGCCUUUACCCAAGUAUGUUCACAUGUCAUUUCAUAUAUCACAUGCAACACAACAACCAAACUCACCCUAUUUAAUCUCUAUUUGCCUACAGAUAUUACAUCAAUGACCUUUGACCCUGAGACCGCCCACCCUAAUCUGUCCCUGUCCCAGUCUUGCACUUCAGUAUGGUUUGAGGAGGACAAGGACACAAAGGAUUGCCAGGCCAACCCACAACGGUUCCACUAUUAUUACUGUGUGUUGGGCCAUCAGAGCUUCACCACAGGCCGACACUACUGGGAGGUGGAGGUGGGACGUAAGACAGCGUGGAAGUUGGGCGUUGCACGUGAAGAUGUCCAAAGAGGGGAGAUGGAUGUGACUGGAACCUCCAGUGGCCUCUGGACUCUGGCCCUGAAGGGCGGAUCUGUCGAAGCCUGCACCGAACCGAAGCCCACCAAGGUCACCGUAUCUGUCAGACUUGUCCGCAUCGGUGUGUUCUUGGACUGUGAAAAGGAGGAGGUGUCUUUUUAUAAUGCUAUUACCAUGGCGCCAAUCUACACCUUUACUAUGGGAAUGGUUGAGGUUCCUCUGUACCCCUUCUAUAAUCCAUGUGAUGCAGAUGAUGGGAAGAACACGGCAGCAAUUAAGAUCUUUAACCCUUCACUAUGACGAGGGGCUGCAGGGAUUUCCAACAAAAAAUGUAAUUCUAUAUUAAUAGAAUUAGUCUUACAUUUAGAGCUGAAGCGGUUAUAAAGAAUUAUUUGUAAGUAUUUUAAUUAUCAGUUAACGGUUAGUAGGAAACAUUUUCAAGCAAAAAUAUUUGAAUCAUUUUGAUUUAUGUGAAUUGUUGAGUUUGAAAAUGUCAUGCUGGACAAAACAAGCCAUUUGAAGACAUAACCUUGGAUUUUUGGACCUGUUUCAUAAUUCUCUUACAUUUUAUGGACAUACUAAUUUAUUGAAAAAGUAAUUGACAGAUUUAUUGAUAAAUGAAAAUAAUUGUGAAUGGCAGUCUUAAUUAUAUAAUGUACUUACUGAAACAUUCUAAAAAACUGUUAACAUGGCUG
Molecule: messenger RNA, 1043 nt
Organism: Anoplopoma fimbria (sablefish)
Lineage: Eukaryota; Metazoa; Chordata; Actinopteri; Perciformes; Anoplopomatidae
Product: E3 ubiquitin-protein ligase TRIM39
Exons: 1
Coding region: 106-648 (180 amino acids)
Molecular function (GO): protein binding
Source: RefSeq, a predicted model, not a curated record